AUGACGAUUCAGGCUUCCAAGUUUACCCCAGAGGUUCUACUCUCUGCCCCUCGCAGGUCCCCGGGCAUUCCUAACCCAUCUGGAACGAAAGUGCUCUAUACUGUCUCGACCUACUCAUUCGAAAGCCACAGCAAGACCACUCAAACCCGCGUUCUCGAUGUCGAGAGUGGCCAUUCUAGCCUCCUUUACGAGGAAUCAUCCUACAGCGAUGUAAUAUGGAUCUCAGACGAGGAGAUCCUGAUUUUGCGAAAUGGCGACAAGGGGGCUACGACCCUUCUGCUGGGAGACAUAACGACGCCGUCUAAAGUUACCGAAAUCAGCCACUUCGAAGGCAGCUUGUCGAGCCUCAAAGCGAAGCGGCUGUCGGACGACGAAGUCGCUAUUGCCGUCGCCGUAUUGACAACCCCGGAGGGUGCCAUGUUCAACCCGGCAACCGAGAAGAAGCAGUUGGCGACGGGCAAGGUAUACUCAACCCUGUUUGUAAGACACUGGGAUGCCUGGGUGUCCGAAAAUCAGAACUCCAUAUGGUACGGUCUCCUGAAAAAGGACGACAAGUCGUACAAGCUAGAAGGUCAUGGUUUGACCAAUGCCCUCGCGGGCUCUCGGCUGGUGUCCCCUGUCCCCCCUUUUGGUGGCAGCGGCGACUUUGAUAUUGGAAAGCAUGGCAUUGUCUUUGUUGCGCGCGACCCCGAGAUCUCACCGGCUAUUUACACAAAAACAGACCUCUACUUCCUACCUUUGAAGUCUUUUACCGAGGACAAGCCGCCGUUGCCCCAAAUCGUCAAGACAAGCAAGCUUCGUGGCUACUCGGCGUCACCCGUGUUCUCCAGGGAUGGCAAGAAGGUUGCUUUUACCCGGAUGAAGAGCGAUCAAUACGAGACUGACAAGCCAAGAUUGCUGGUUGUCCCCGACGUCUUCGACUUGGCGAGUGUGCAAGAGUUCUACCAAACAGACGAUGGUGCCGGAGGCUGGGACGCGCGACCUGAAUGGAUUACCUGGAGCAAAGACGAUUCAGAGCUUUAUGUAUCGGCAGAAGAGCAUGGCCGUGCUAAGCUUUGGAAACUGCCAGCGACCCCACAUGAGGCGAAAGACCUUCCCGCGGCAAUCUAUGAGGAAGGUUCUGUCGUAGAGGCGAAGCUGCUGGGAGAUGAUGGAGAGAAGCUCUUCAUCAGCACAUCAUCCCGGGUCGAGAACUCGGCCUACUCCGUCCUGGAUCCCGUCAGCCAGAAGACUGAUCUUGUUUCUUCGAGCUCCAAGCACGGAAAGUCAUUCGGUCUGUCCAAGUCUCAGUGUGACGAGUUCUGGUACAAGGGAGCCGAGGGAUACGAUGUACACGCUCUAGUAGUGAAGCCGUCGAACUUUGACGAGACCAAAACGUAUCCGCUUGCUUUCCUCAUUCACGGAGGACCUCAGGCCGCGUGGAUGGAUAGCUGGAGUACACGAUGGAACCCUGCCAUCUUUGCGGAACAGGGUUAUAUCGCAGUCAUGCCUAACCCGACGGGAAGCACCGGUUACGGUCAGCAGCACACCGACAACAUCCAGAACGAGUGGGGUGGUCGUCCGUACGUCGAUUUGGUAAAGUGUUUCGACCACAUCGAAAAGAACAUUCCGUAUAUCGAUUGUGGCAACGCUGUUGCUCUGGGUGCUUCGUAUGGAGGAUACAUGAUCAAUUGGAUCCAGGGCCAUGAGCUCGGAAGAAAGUUCAAGGCGUUAGUUUGCCACGACGGCGUGUUUUCAACUCUCAACCAAUGGUCUACCGAAGAACUCUUCUUCCCUCUUCAUGAUUUCGGCGGUCCGCUUUGGGAGAACCGAGAGGGCUAUGAGAAGUGGGAUCCUGCCCACCAUCUUGACCAGUGGUCAACGCCUCAAUUGGUCAUCCACAACGAGCUAGACUACAGACUCCCUAUCUCCGAGGGCCUCGCCAUGUUCAAUGUUUUGCAGGCACGCGGUGUGCCCAGCAAGCUUUUGAUGUUCCCCGACGAGAACCAUUGGGUCCUGAAGCCGGAAAACUCUCUUGUCUGGCACAGAGAGGUGUUGGGGUGGAUUAACAAGUACACGGGCCUUGACAAGUCUGAGGAUUUGACUAUCAGGCAGUAG
Molecule: messenger RNA, 2097 nt
Organism: Colletotrichum orchidophilum
Lineage: Eukaryota; Fungi; Ascomycota; Sordariomycetes; Glomerellales; Glomerellaceae
Product: prolyl oligopeptidase
Exons: 5
Coding region: 1-2097 (698 amino acids)
Biological process (GO): proteolysis
Molecular function (GO): serine-type endopeptidase activity
Source: RefSeq, a predicted model, not a curated record